Messenger RNA from Olea europaea var. sylvestris, 869 nucleotides. RefSeq names its product mavicyanin-like. Gene Ontology annotation, cellular component: plasma membrane. Gene Ontology annotation, molecular function: electron transfer activity. The coding region runs from base 92 to 631 and encodes 179 amino acids. The record is from RefSeq and is a predicted model, not a curated record. Lineage: Eukaryota; Viridiplantae; Streptophyta; Magnoliopsida; Lamiales; Oleaceae. The transcript has 2 exons.
CCAAAACUGAAAAUCAGAAAAUUGUCUCUUCAGUUUCUCCAUAACGUGUCAAACUUUUUCACAGAAGUUCGACAGAUUUUGCGAGAAAGCCAUGGCCCUUGUUCUUGAAAACACAGUUUUGGCAGUUUUGUUUUUCAUCUUAACUUCAGUGCAGGUUUCAAUUGGAGAGGUUCAUAAGGUGGGAGAUUCUGCAGGUUGGACCACCAUCGGAAAUGUUGAUUAUAAGCAGUGGUCAGCUACAAAAAAUUUUCAAAUUGGUGACGUCAUUGUUUUUGAAUACAAUCCUCAGUUUCACAAUGUGAUGCAAGUAACACAUGCUGAGUACAAGUCAUGCAAUGCAUCUUCUCCCAUUUCUACUCACACUACUGGAAAUGAUUCCAUAACCAUCAAUACUCAUGGCCACCACUUCUUCAUGUGUGCCGUCCCCGGUCACUGCCAGGCUGGACAGAAAGUCGAUAUCAACGUUCUUCGCUCUCCUUCAGUCGCCCCUUCGCCUUCUCCAUUAUCCUCUCCUGUUCAUACUGUACCCGCACCUUCUCCCAAUGCAGCACGAUUCUCGGCUUUAAAUAAGCCAUUUGAGAAGCUUGGAUGGCUAUUGCUGGUUUUGCAGCUUUUAUUUGUGGUUUCUUAAACGUUAUCGUAUCAUCAGAAUUUGUGAGUUACAUGGAUUAUCAGCUCACUGGUGAAAACAUUUGGCAUUUUACUUGGUGUUAGUAAUGUACUCAGCAUAAGACUCAACAAUUUUCAUUCCGGUCUGUUCUUGUUUUCAAUGUACUGCCAUGGCAAUUUUUUGUAUAGUUGAGUAUAUUUUCACAAGAGAACUUUACCAGCAAAUGAACUUUCCAUCUUUUACUUUCUCCAAAAUGGAA